CUAUGGAGGACAAGAUGGUCCUUUCCUUUUAUUUAGCAUUAUUUUUUGGGUUCUCUUUUCCAACACACACUUUUCAUAUCUUGUCUUGACACUCUCCUAAACACCAAACCCUCCAAAAUCCAAAGGCACCACCCCUCAAUCACCUUUGUCGCCAUCUUCACCACCAUCCCUCUAUAUAUAUUCAACAUAGUUCACAAUUCCCCUCAUAUUAUCUACUACUAUAGUACUUCCACUGCUUCCACUACUAACUUAGGUAGUAUUUCCGACUGCAGUUUUUUUUUUUUUUUUCAUCCUUUCGUUACAAACGCCCUCUCAUCUCUCUCUCUCUUGGAUCCCCAAUUCUGUACUUAAGUUCACUAUGACUUCAAGACUUUCAGAGGCCUUCAGAGCCCACCCUGUCCACCUCCAUCAUGGUGACCUAGACUUGGAAUCAGUACGAGAGGUACCCGAUUCACAUGCUUGGCCACAACUGGAUGACUACCCAUCUGUGCACUCAUCGUUUGAUGUUGAGUCAGUGCCAGUAAUCGACCUCUCGGACCCUAAUGCAGUAAAGCUUGUGGGGCAUGCAUGCAAGACGUGGGGUGUCUUCCAGGUCACCAACCAUGGCAUCCCCAUGCGUCUCCUAGAGGAUGUCGAGUCCCACGGCCGGCGCCUUUUCGCUCUCCCUCCCCAGCAAAAGCUCAAGGCUGCACGCUUGCCAGAUGGCAUCUCUGGCUAUGGCCUGGCUCGAAUCUCCUCCUUCUUCCCCAAGCUCAUGUGGUCUGAAGGCUUCACCAUUGUUGGCUCCCCCAUCGAACACGCCCGCCAACUUUGGCCACAAGAUCAUACCAGAUUCUGUGAUGUAAUGGAAGAAUACGGCAAGUGUAUGAAGCAGUUGGCCAGGAAGCUAUUCUGGCUGAUGCUUGGUUCGCUGGGUAUAAACAAAGAUGACAUCAAUUGGGCAAGCCCUCAAGGAGGCGAAUCUGGAGCUAUGUGUGCAGCCUUACAACUGAACUCGUAUCCAGCAUGCCCCGACCCGACCCGUGCCAUGGGCCUUGCUGCUCACACAGAUUCCACCCUGCUGACAGUCCUUUACCAGAACAGCACAAGCGGUUUACAGGUGCUGAGAGAUGGAGCUGGGUGGGUGACUGUACCUCCCCUUCCGGGUGCACUAGUGGUCAAUGUUGGCGACCUCCUCCACAUACUCUCCAAUGGCAUAUUCCCAAGUGUUCUUCAUCGGGCAGUUGUUAACCGGACCCGUCAUCGCCUGUCCGUGGCCUACCUCUAUGGACCGCCGACGAACGCUCAAAUAUCACCCCUCUCAAGCCUAGUCGACCCCAACCAUCCUCCGCUGUAUCGGCCAGUGACAUGGGCCGAGUACCUCGGGACCAAGGCAAAGCAUUUCAACAAGGCACUAUCAUCAGUUCGCCUCUGCAGUCCCCUAAAUGGGUUUGUCGACCUGAAUGAUCACAACAGGGUAGAAGUCAGCUAGCUAGCUGCCUGCAUUGCAAAGCAGAGAGAGCAGGGUCAGCUUCAUCAGCAUGAUUAUGGAUUAUUAUUGAGCUUUUUUUUUUUAAUUGGAUACCCAUGUUCUAGGGAUUCUGGUUGCUUGGACGGUUGUGGGUAAUAAAAAGAGAAUUGGGUUAGUUCCCAUGAGAGGGGCCCAAGGGGAUAAGUUAUAUCAAAUCAUGCAAAGGAAUGCACAACAAACAGUCUCUGUUUUUUCA
Molecule: messenger RNA, 1706 nt
Organism: Nelumbo nucifera (sacred lotus)
Lineage: Eukaryota; Viridiplantae; Streptophyta; Magnoliopsida; Proteales; Nelumbonaceae
Product: gibberellin 3-beta-dioxygenase 1-like
Source: RefSeq, a predicted model, not a curated record